AAUAAAAUCAGUGCCCAUUUAGUGCUGUUGCAAAAUAGUAUCGGCAAUAUGAAGUUUGUACUUGCUCUUAUCGGUUUGGUGUUGGCCUGCUCAGUCGACAUUUCCGUAUCAAAAGAUGCGGCUCUAGAAACUGUCAGCAAACACGGCCAAUUAUCUGUGAAGGGUGUAGACAUUGUCGAUGAAAAUGGAGAGAAGGUUCAACUGAAGGGAAUGUCUCUAUUCUGGGAUGUAUGGAUGCCUCAAUACUACAACAAGGAAUCCAUCGACGGAAUCCACGACCUGUGCCACUCCAACGUUGUACGCGCAGCUAUGUCUGUAGUAACCGAAGAAGACGGAGGAUAUAUUGAAACCCCUGAAGACACUCUAGAAAGGUUGUUCGCUGUCAUUGACGCAGCAAUUGAAGAUGAUAUUUACGUAAUCGUAGAUUGGCACGAUCAUCAAGCUGAUCUCCAUUUGAACUACUCUCUAGAAUUCUUCGAUAUCGUGUCUAAGAAAUACACUGGUGUGCCAAACAUCAUUUACGAAACUUUCAAUGAACCCACUGGACAGUCAUGGAAUGAUGUUCUUAAACCUUAUCACGAAGCCGUCAUCCAAGUCAUUCGUGCUAAUGAUCCAGACAAUAUCAUCGUUUUAGGUACCCCAACUUGGUCUCAAUCUGUCGACCAAGCUGCCGCCAAUCCCAUCACAGGUCAGAAGAACAUCAUGUACACCCUCCACUUUUAUGCUGGUACCCACAAACAGUGGUUGAGAGAUACCGCCACCAAUGCUUUGAACAAUGGUAUCCCCAUCUUCGUAACUGAAUACGGUACAGUAAACGCUGAUGCCAGCGACCCCAUUGACGAAGCUGAAUCUCGUUUGUGGUGGAACUGGCUCGACGAGCACAACAUUUCCUAUGCUAACUGGGCCAUCUCCGACAAAAUUGAAGGCGCUUCCGCUUUGGUACCUAAUGCUACCUCUGCUGAGGUCUGCCAAGAAGAAUUCCUUACUGAUUCUGGAAAACUCGUAGUUGCACAAAACAAGGCUUAAGUACAUAUAUUUUGAAAUAAAGUUUGUUAGUAUUUACAAUAUAUCUUAUUUUUCCCGUCA
Anoplophora glabripennis (Asian longhorned beetle) is the source of this 1086-nucleotide messenger RNA. RefSeq names its product endoglucanase Z. Gene Ontology annotation, molecular function: hydrolase activity, hydrolyzing O-glycosyl compounds. Gene Ontology annotation, biological process: carbohydrate metabolic process. The transcript has a single exon. The coding region runs from base 49 to 1026 and encodes 325 amino acids. The record is from RefSeq and is a predicted model, not a curated record. NCBI's taxonomy places the organism in Eukaryota, Metazoa, Arthropoda, Insecta, Coleoptera, Cerambycidae.